AUGGGGAGUAGGCGGACCACUGCAGCUGGCAGCAACACCCAGCCUCUACGUAUAGAGGUUGACAACCCGACCUUACGUAAGCCCUGCACUGCUGCCGCCACCGCUAGUGCCGCUCAGGUCAGCUCAUAUUCCCUCGUUUUACCACCUCCCUUCCUGCCAACAUCCAUGCACCGCGCAUAUACUCAUCACGAACUGAUCAAGCUCGCCCCCACAUUUACGCGUGCUGUUCACAGUGUGACGCGCUUUCUUUGCCGCGUCACUAUGCCCAAUCCCGUCCAACGGUCCGCCUGUGACAGGUGCCACGGCCAGAAGCUGCGCUGCUCAAGGUCCGGACAUGGAGGCCCUUGCAUCCGCUGUACAAAGGUACAAGCUGUCUGUACCUGGACCCCCUCAACACGCCGCCAGAGCGAACACCUAAGUUCGAAACCGCCAAACCUUCAAGAAUCUUCUAUCGCAACUCUGGGCAGCAGCCCCACGUACGAUGAUGGUCAUGGAAUCGAGUCCAUGACGCCGUUGAACACAUCAUUCCCCACCGUUCAGACUGAGUUCGAUUUCAGCGCGCUCAGUACAUGUCCACUGCCGGACAAUCCAACGACAGCCACCUGGUCAUGCCCGACUUUUGUCGACCUUGUCUCAGGAUUCUCGUCAACCUGCGCCCUGUCUAAUGCUUCUCCUACGGCCGAUCCCUACCUGCAAUCGGGGGAUGCCGCGAGCACUUGGCAGUAUCGAUUCAACCAGGAGUGGGCUAUGUUGUCUGCAGAACAACAAUCGCCUCCAAACGAUGGAAUUGUACGAACUUGCCCCGGUACUCAUAGGGCCAAGUCUCAAGAAACACAAAAUCUGCGACUCUCUACUAUUCGUAAGCUCUCAGAUCUCAACGUUGAAAUGUUUACACUUUCUUCCACGAUACCUAAGCCUCCGACUUCUAUAUCACAACCUCAUAGCUGGAAAAACAAAGACUUCGCGAUCGACAAGACUUUCCAGCUAUCACAGCGUUUGAUAGAAGUCCUUGACAAGCUGUACCCGCGCAAUUCAGAGUCCAAUAGUUACAUCAUGACACGUUUGCAGGAAGAUGCAUUGCCAGUGUUGGCUCCGAAUGACUCUCCAUCAUUCGAUCAGUCGUCUUUCUUGCUCGUACUUUCGUGCUACCAGCGUCUCAUUGAAACUUACCAUGAUAUUUUCGGAAACAUGCAAGCGUGCUUGGACCGCUCCAUGGUAACGGCACGCGAAGAUUACGUCCAGAUGCCUGACAUGAAAGUCGGGUCCUUCUCUGUACCUGAUUCCUCUGCGCUCCAGAUCACGAUGAUCUUACAACUGUCUAGGCACCUGUUACGUCGGAUGGGCACCAUUAUCAAGUCCCUUAAAACGAAUUACAAUGGUAGUGGCACGAAUGAUCUGAUGUCUCUUACAUUUAACGCGGUGAAUACCAGAGAGGAUGAGUUGAUUGAGACGAUUAAUAAACUUCGAAAUAGCCUUCUUUCAUUAGACAUACUAUAG
Messenger RNA from Talaromyces stipitatus ATCC 10500, 1497 nucleotides. RefSeq lists its product as uncharacterized. The transcript is spliced from 2 exons. Gene Ontology annotation, biological process: regulation of DNA-templated transcription. Lineage: Eukaryota; Fungi; Ascomycota; Eurotiomycetes; Eurotiales; Trichocomaceae. The record is from RefSeq and is a predicted model, not a curated record. Gene Ontology annotation, molecular function: DNA-binding transcription factor activity, RNA polymerase II-specific; zinc ion binding. The coding region runs from base 1 to 1497 and encodes 498 amino acids.